Molecule: messenger RNA, 1596 nt
Organism: Anthostomella pinea
Lineage: Eukaryota; Fungi; Ascomycota; Sordariomycetes; Xylariales; Xylariaceae
Source: the annotation of a GenBank genome assembly
AUGUAUAGCCCCAAGUCGUCCGACCGGCCGCUGGCGCCGCCCGAUGGCGACUCCGACCAGGGCGAUUUUCACGCCAUCGACCCCGAGUCCGGGGUCAAGCGAGGGCUCAAGACGCGGCAUCUGAGCAUGAUGGCUCUGGCUGGUAUCAUUGGGCCUGGAUUGCUGGUUGGUGCGGGCAGUGCGCUGUCCGAAGGCGGACCAGCGUCGCUGCUCAUCGGAUUCGCCAUCAUUGGAAUCAUUGCUUUCAGCAUCAUGCAGAGCUUGGGGGAGCUCACGACCUUGUAUCCGUCGGGAGGCGCGUUCACGAAACUGGCCGACCGCAUGGUUGACCCGGCCUUUGCCGUCGCGGUUGGCUGGAAUUACUUCGUCAUCUGGUUCGCCGUGCUCGCCAACGAGUACAACGCCGUCACGAGCAUUCUGGUGUUCUGGAGCGAUGCGGUUCCGGUCUGGGGCUACUUCCUCAUUCUCUGGUUCCUAUUUCUUGGCUUUCAGUUCCUCGGUGUCGAGACGUUUGGCGAGGCCGAGUUCUGGCUGGCGCUUUUCAAACUCGCUGGGCUUGUGGCUUUCUACAUAUUCGCUAUCGUCUACGCGGCGGGAGGAAUUCCCGGCCGAGAUGCCGUGGGCUUCCGGUACUGGCAUAAUCCCGGGGCCUUCAUAUCGGGCUUUGCUGGAGUCGCAAAGGUCUUCGUCUUCUGCUCGACCUUCUAUGCCGGCGUUGAGUCCGUAGCGGUCGCUGCCACCGAGACGAAGAACCCGGGCGUCGCCGUGCCUAUGGCGAUCCGGCAGGUGUUCUGGCGCAUUCUCUUCAUCUACCUCGGCGCAGCUUUCUUCUUCGGCCUCACCUGUCCAUCGAAUGCCGAUGGGCUCGUCAAUGGCCCAAGCCGCGCCCUUCAAAGUCCAAUGACGAUCGCGAUACAAAAUGCUGGCUGGCAAGGUGGAGUGCAUCUCAUCAAUGCCUUCAUCCUUGUCACUUGUAUCUCUGCCAUCAAUAGCUCGAUCUACAUCUCAUCUCGGACACUUUUGUUCAUGGCCCAAGACGGCAAGGCCCCCAAGAUACUGGGCUGGACGAACAAGCACGGCGUGCCAGUGUAUGCGAUUAUCUUCGCCAACGCCUGCGGGGCCCUAUCUAUGAUGAACAUCUCGACCGGAGCUGCGAAGGCGUACAGUUACAUUGUGGCGCUCUCGGGCGUGUCGACCUUCCUGGUCUGGGGUUCGAUUUCCUUUACGCAUAUCCGCUUCCGACAAGCCUGGGCCGCGCAAGGCUACCACGAGACGCGUCUGCCGUUCAAAUCACUAUGGUACCCCUGGAAUGCGUAUUUUGGGCUUGCCGCCAAUAUUUUCCUUGCCCUGGUCCAGGGGUGGACGACAUUCGCGCCGUUUGACGCGGGUGGCUUCGUUGAUGCUUACAUAUUAUUGCCACUGUUUGGCAUCAUUUACGUCGUGUAUAAGGUCGUCUUUAAGACGCGUUUCUGGCGGGUUGAGGAGAUUGACUUGCAGUCAGGCCGUCGCCGCGACAUUGACCAAUCGAAGGUGCAGGCAAUGGGCGACUUUGGUCCGAAUCAAAGCUUGUGGCGUCGUCUUUUGAACAAUUUUUAG